UCAAUUUUAAUUUGUGUACACACAGACAGAGAGAAGAAACGGAGAUAUGUCCUGAUUUUUUUUUCGUCAGUUUAACGUAUUUUAUUCAACAUGCAUGCCACGUAAUACAAAGAGGAUACACUAUUUAAAAUGUCAGUUUUAAAGUAUGUAAAUUAUUGUGGACUGAGUGUGAUUGGAUGUUGUUUUCGAAGCAGAAGAGGUUUCAUACCUGGCCCAGUCAGCAGUAACGGUUCGACAAAAGACACAGAUCAAAAGGAAGAAAAAAGAGUGGUGCUAGACACAUCAGCAAUGGGUAACGAAUGUGUUAUUGUUAAAAAUGGAAGAAGGAUAUGUGGAACAGGCUCUGCAUUAGCUAGCACUGAAAUAGUUCAAGACAAAUGUUAUUUUGAAGUUCGUAUACAGUCGUCAGGUAUAUGGGCGAUAGGUGUUGCGACAAAGAGCUGUGAUUUAAGUAUGGUACCGUUAGGAAAAGAUAAGUUUGGCUGGGUUCUGCGUUCAGAUGGGACGUUAGCACACAACGAUGUAGCUAUCGAUAAUAUUACCAUGAAUAUCCAAGAGGGCGACUAUGUGGGUUGCAGUUUUGAUCACGUGGAAGUAAAUUUUUUUCACAACGGUAAAAACCUGCAUUGUCCAAUAACUGGUGUUCGCGGAGCAGUCCAUCCCAUUGUUUGUGUUGACGAUGGAUGCAUUGUUGAUGUUAAUUUUGAUAAUUUCGUCUUCCCUCCUCCUCCUGGAUUUCAAAAAUUAAUGAUUGAGAAAGAUUUAAUAUAAACAACGCGUGUUUGCAUCAGUAUUUGCACACUGUGGAGAAGAUCGAAUCAAUGUGAGAAAGUGCACUUGAGCAAGGAGGUUUUGUAAGGUAAAUAAGGAGGUGUUGUGAAGAUAAUAGAAGAAAACGUUACGAAUUUUUGAGUGACAAUCAGACCGAACAGGUUAAAGUGAAUUUUGAUCUAAUAUAAAUUGUAUAUUUAUAGAUAAUAUUCUAUUCUUUUAAAUUUUUUUUUAAUUAGUUGUAGUUUUUUUUUAUUCAAUUUUGUUAAAAUAUUUUGACGUAAUUAAACGUUGUCAUUUUUAAGUAUGCGAUCAAUAUUUGUUAUACUUUAAAGCAGAAAAAUACGUAGCGAUUUUUGCAAGUUUUAACUAAAUGUGCGAGAUUAAAAGCCGACGAAAACUCGUUACUAGACUAAUGCACAAAAAUUAAACCUUGCACAUAUUCUAAUUUCUUUUUUUUUUGCUUCCUCCUCAGGAAGUUGAUAUUUGAAUUACGACAAUCUGUGCAUUAUUUUGUUUGCCACGUUUUUCUAAAAUACUCUUUUUUUUGCCAAUUGGAUGAAUAGAAUUCAGAGAGAAAAAAUAAUUUUCUCAAUUUCUCCCUGCUGGAAAAUAGUAACAUUCGUCGUGCAAAUAAAGCAACGCAAAAAUUUCUCUUCUUAAGUUAUUUUACUUUUAUAUAAUGUGUUUCUUGUAUGAUUUUUAAAAGUUGAGUUAAUUGUUCUGAUAUUGUUUCUGUUCCACAAAGAUCUCUCAAAACCUUAAGCUACACCCUUCAAUCCUGUUUACGUUAGUUUGCAUUUUACCAUCAAAGUAGGAAUUAAAACAAAAUGACCGUAGACAGAUUUCCCACGCUUCCUAAAAAUCCUCAAAAAUCAUAAAAAAAAUUAAAUCCUAAAUAAUUCUAAAAUAUCCUAAAAUUUCCUGAGCUGUUGCAAAUACUUCUAAAUAUCUCUUUAAUUUUUUAGAGAACAUCUAUUUGUAAAACUGUAUUUGUAUAAUGGAUUUUUUUGUGGAAUAUAAGUCAGAAAUAUUUAUAUUUUGACUUAUGUUACCCUUGUCACUAAUUUAAAUUCUCCUAAAAUCUCCUAAAUAUCCUAAAAAAGUUACUUGCAAAAUGAGUGGAAAAAAAUAAAAUGGUAGAAAAAAAUAAAAUGUAAUAAAGAGAUCUUUGUUGGUACGGACUAUAAAGAUUCUGUGUAUUUUGUUUUGUGUUGUGACUGAAGCGUAUAUGUAACAAAAUCAUGCACACACUAAGAAAUCCUGACAGAUUUAUUCUCGCGAGUCAAUUUUUUGAAUAUUUCGCGUGGAUUAAAUUUGUGGAUUGUUACUAGUGGAUUUUUCGCAAGGAUUUAUCUUCGCGAAUCUUACUUGUAACAUUGUUUUAAUACUUGUUAUUUUUCGUGCUUUUGUUUUUCAGUUUCAGUAGUAUGUGAAUGGCGAUUAAUAGAAUUGGACAUAAAAACUCUACAAGAAGCCGAGAAAUGACGAGUUUUUUUUAAAAACUGACAUAAUAAGGCGUCAAAUGUCUUCCCGGGAAUAAUUUUUGCGGAUUUUAUUUUAGCGAAAAAAAUUGACUCGCGAGAAUAAAUCUGUCAGGAUUUCUUAGUGUGUGCAUUUAGCGAAUUUGCGAUUUUUUUUAGAGCAAAUUUAAACAAUAGGCUUCGCAAAAAUUAAUAAAUUUCAAAAAUUA
Hydractinia symbiolongicarpus is the source of this 2464-nucleotide messenger RNA. Its product is annotated as SPRY domain-containing protein 7-like. The record is from RefSeq and is a predicted model, not a curated record. Gene Ontology annotation, molecular function: protein binding. The transcript is spliced from 5 exons. The coding region runs from base 130 to 771 and encodes 213 amino acids. Lineage: Eukaryota; Metazoa; Cnidaria; Hydrozoa; Anthoathecata; Hydractiniidae.